Paecilomyces variotii is the source of this 1943-nucleotide messenger RNA. RefSeq names its product histidine phosphatase superfamily. Bases 171 to 1769 code for a protein of 532 amino acids. Lineage: Eukaryota; Fungi; Ascomycota; Eurotiomycetes; Eurotiales; Thermoascaceae. The record is from RefSeq and is a predicted model, not a curated record. Gene Ontology annotation, molecular function: acid phosphatase activity. The transcript is spliced from 2 exons.
ACAGUUUCAGAACAUCGAGUAUCCCUAGGUUGUCUAUCUCAUACCGUGGUCAGAUAUUCCUUUAAAUGGCUUGCACAGCCCAGAAGACUCUCUCUGUUCUGUGCCGCACGCUGGUCCCCAACUCCGGUCUGGCCUCGUCUCUUGCGUGCGGGUGAGAGAGUGAUGACGGGAUGGACGCAAGACGAUCUGCUCCGGUCCUUGACUGUUGGACAAGAUGGAACUAUACCAGACUUGAAGGUUCAGUUCGUGACCGUGGUCUUUCUUUUCCGAUUCAUGCAGACGAGAAUUCGACCUUGAUGGAAAAGCAACUCGAGCAUCAACCGGAGGAGGGCUCUUCGUCCAGCAGCCGGGCACGUGCUAUGGUAGUGGCAGUUUGCAUGCUUCUAUCAGUUAUACUGCUGUUGCUAUCAUCUUCGAAGAACAGCACCGAGAACCGUCCCCUGAACCGUUGCGAGAAUACCGAGAGAGGAUAUCAAGGCUAUCCCGAGAUAAGUCACUAUUGGGGACCGUACGCCCCCUUUUUCUCUCUUGAUGCAAUCUCGGAGAUAUCAGCGGAUAUCCCAGCCGGCUGCAACGUUACUUUCGUUCAAGUGCUUUCACGUCAUGGCGCCAGAUACCCGACACUUCACAAAUCGACGAGUUAUUCGGAUCUUAUAGACCGUAUCCAACAGCAUGCAACUGCUUUUCGUGGCGACUUUGCGUUCCUGGAGGACUACAGGUACACGCUAGGCGCUGAUAACUUGACGGCUUUUGGUGAGAACGAGAUGGCUUUGUCCGGGGUUACGUUUUAUAAUCGAUACAAGUCCUUGACAAGGAGUAUCGCCCCUUUUGCUCGGUCUUCCGGAUCUGACAGGGUCGUCCGUUCAGGCGAGCUGUUUCUUAGUGGUUUUCAAAACGCGAAGGCCGCGGAUCCUCAGUCAAAGAAGAACGACACCGUGCCAACAAUCAAGGCCAUACUACCUGAGGAGGGAUCAUUCAACAAUACACUGAGCCACAACAAUUGUCCUGCUUUGGAAGACAAUGAUCUCUCUGAUUCAGCUAAAAUGGGCUUUUUGGGAGGAUUCGCACCAGCCAUUCUCGAUCGUAUUGAGCACAAUCUCCCUGGUGUGAACUUGUCGAUUAAGGAUGCUCUCUAUCUCAUGGAUCUCUGCCCUUUUGAGACGGUGGCCAAGACCAUAGAUGCGUCCAAGCUAUCGCCGUUUUGCUCCUUGUUUACGCAGGAAGAGUGGCGGCACUACGACUAUUAUCAGUCCCUGGGGAAAUAUUAUGGAUACGGAGCGGGAAACUCCCUUGGACCGGCGCAAGGCAUCGGUUUCGUCAACGAAUUGAUUGCCCGAAUGUCCAAUACUCCGGUCAAUGACCACACUAACGUGAACCAUACGCUUGAUUCAGACCCAGAAUCGUUCCCUCUGGAUGCUACGCUGUACGUCGACUUUAGCCACGACAACAGCAUGACAUCAAUAUACGCAGCCCUCGGUUUGUAUAACGGCACAAAGCAACUAUCACUAUCCAGGAUCCAAUCGACGAACGAAACAGACGGCUAUUCUGCAGCCUGGACGGUGCCAUUUGGGGCGCGGGCAUAUGUCGAGAUGAUGCAAUGUCCGUCCGGAGAUGAACCCCUCGUUCGGAUUCUGGUUAAUGACCGCGUUGUGCCACUUCAUGGCUGCCAGGUAGAUGAACUGGGGCGGUGCUCGCGAGGAGAUUUUAUCGAGGGACUGAGGUUUGCUAGAACGGGAGGUAAUUGGGAAAGCUGUUACUUGGCGGCUUGAGGAAGUCAUGCAGAGUAUCUAUCAUAUGUCUGACGCAUCUAAUGUGCCAUUAUGCAGAUAGGCAAUAUAGGAAGUGGACUUCUAGAAAAACUGAGAACCCGUUCAUUCUCAUGGUUCUAGUCAAAAUGCUACCACGCGGACCUAUGUAGGAUUUCCAGGGCAAACUAAGAACUU